Molecule: messenger RNA, 4231 nt
Organism: Patella vulgata (common limpet)
Lineage: Eukaryota; Metazoa; Mollusca; Gastropoda; Patellidae
Product: receptor-type tyrosine-protein phosphatase alpha-like
Exons: 8
Coding region: 5-841 (278 amino acids)
Biological process (GO): protein dephosphorylation
Molecular function (GO): protein tyrosine phosphatase activity
Source: RefSeq, a predicted model, not a curated record
UGGCAUGAUACAAACAGCCAAUCAACUUAAGUUUGUCUAUGAAGCUUUGGUUGAAGCAUUUAAAUAUGGAAAGACUAGUACAUCUGUAUUAGAGUACGAGAUGAUAUCUGGAAAAUCUAAGAAAUUCCAUUUGACAAAAUGUUUUAGAAACAAAGAACUGCAGUUGCUAAAAGGAAUGAUAAACGAAGCAGAUAAGAAUAAGAUAUAUCUACCUGAGAAACCACAGUUGGAUAUUCACAGAGCUUCAUCAUGGAAGAAAAGUAUUGGUUAUGUUAUCAGUGAUAUUAAAGGGCAUGACAUGGAAUCAUUGUGGAAUUUAAUCAGAGAUCAGGAAAGUUCUGUAGCUGUGGUAAUAUUGAAUGACCAAAAUCAGGUGUCAGUUUAUCCCAGUUCUGGCACUAACGAAAAUAUUGGCAAAAUGACUAUUUCGUCAGAAGUAGACUAUUUAUCAACAGAUGGAUUACAAAUACUGACUGUUACUAGCUAUAAACAGAACAUACAACAUGUGUGUAAGAUGAUAAUACUGAAAACUGGAAGAGGGUAUGGAUUAGAAUCACUGAAAUCAGAUAUUACAGAACUGAUACGACUGACUGAUCAAUAUGAUUCCACACCUCAUCCAGUCACAGUUAUUUACAGUGAAAUGCAACAUGCUGCUAUAUUUUGUAUUGUAAGAAAUAUACUAGAAAGAAUGAAACUUGAUAAGGAAGUGGAGAUUUUUAACACCACAAGAAAAAUUCAACAAUCAUUGAAUGAUGUUAUUAAUCAUAAGGAUGAAUACGACUUUAUCUAUAAAAUGACCAGUGAACUAUUAACAAGACUGAAUAUUUAUGAAAAUCUGUAAAGUUCUUAGCUUUAAGAUUCAUUUAUGUUGCUAUACAGCAUGUUUAGUUUAUAGUUUGGAAGUCACAUUAAUUAGAGUUUUACACUAUUGUUUUUUUUUCGGAUUAUUAUUAUUUUCUUUAUACAUUUUGCUUAUAUCUCUGGAAGUACCCAUUAGAUUUCGUAGUUCAUGCGAAAGUUUCGAAACCUUUUGGGCCAGGCGAAAUGCAUGAAUUCGUGUUUUUGUAAAUGUUGUUCUAAUUUGAACACAGCAGACCAGUAUGGUUUGGGUUUUUUUUUACUUCGAUUGGGUAUACAACUUUCUAUCCAUAAUUGUUGAAAAAUGUUAUAUAGUUAUAUUUUUAUAUUUUGAACGUUUGUUAGUUGUUUUUGGAUUUGUAAUAAUGUUAUCUAUAAUUGAUGAAAAUAAUAUUUGCAUACAUCUAUACAUGUAAUUGGUAUCAAUUGUUCUCCGCCUUUCGAAGAAAGUAGGGGACUUUUAAAAUGGUUCUGUCCGUCUGUCUGUCUGUCUGUCUGUCACACUUUUUAAGGCACAAUAAAUUUCCUUCUAAUUGAGCUACAAUGUUCAAACUCGGGGUGGGUAUUUCUUAGGUGGAAUGCCUUGAUUGUGUUCGAAGUUGAGCAUUUUCUCUGCCGUUUGUGCUUUGGGACGCGAUAACUUUGGUCCUGAUUAUGUGAGAGCGAUGAAACUUGGUGUAUAGUUUCAUUACAUCAAUACCAUGACCAGGUCCGAUAAUGAGCAUUUUGGGCUCAUGGUAAGCAGAGCCAUGAGCAAUUGGAUUGGUCGAGACUUUGGACCUCGACAACUUUGAUUCUAAUGGAGUGGUAGUAGUGAAACUUUGUGUAUAUUUUCAUUACAUCAGUACCAUAACAAACUUCGAUGCUGAGCAUUUCUCCUAAGGCAAAGUAGAGACUUCGAUCUGAUUGAGGUAGAAUGUUUGAACUUGGUGUAUGUGUCUGUUAGGUGAAUGCCUUGACACAGUACGAUCAUGCGCACUAAGGGUAAGCAGAGAUGUUCAAUUUGAUACCUUGGAGCACGAUAACUUUGGUUCUAACUGAACACCUUGGCUAAGUUCGAUGAACAGAUUUUUUUUUGCUUACGCCAAGUAACGAUAAGCAAUUUUGAUUGGUGUGGACUUUGGAACGCAACAUCUGCUUUUAAUUGAGAUAGAAUGUUUAAAGGAGCUAAUUCUCUAACCUAAAAUUUUCCAUAAUAUUCGAAAUUAUAAUCACGAAUUAGAAUUCAGUAUUGAUCAAGUUCAAUCAAUAUUGAUGUUGUUAUCUUGCCGUGAAACUAUAGCAUCCUAAUAUCCAACAUUUAAAACACAAUUAAUGAAAAGAUAUAAAAAUAAAGUCAUACUGUUUUGCUCCGAACUGGGCUAAUGAAGUCGAGCAUACGUCAUACAGUCUGCUAGGAUGGAAAUUUUGCCCAGACAGCGGCAAUACGGCCUACUCUUAUAUCGAAUUCCAACUGUCAAGGGAUAUUUUACGUGCACGCCAAUGUGUUCACGGGACCUCGGUUUUUCGUUCCACCCGAGCGACUAGACAGCUGUCCUUCAUCACUGACAUCGGGGAAUCACGUCGGAAAAUAUUGCGAGCCAGCGUCUUACCCACUUAGCCACAGUGACCCCAUACAACAAGACAGUGUGGAACUAAUUAGUAAAGGCUGAUUCACAAACGACAAAAUAAUAAUUUUAAAAACGUGUAGAAUGGACUAAGCAGGCGUAAACGAAUGCCGUUCAAUUUGAACUGUUCCCGUAUAUCACCGAACAUAUUUUAUUAAUUAGAAAUUACAGUAUUAAUUCAAAAAUUGAAUAUGUGCUUUUAAAACCAUUUUCAUCUAUUUCAAAGUUCCAAAAAAAAGAGCCACAUGCCCUUUAAACUGGAUGUAGAUGUUCAUUAGCUAAGCAAUUUUAUUGGCCGAGGCUUUGGGACAAGUAACUUUGAUUCUAACUGAUAGGGAGUAAUAAAACUUAAUAGUGUAUAGUUUCACUAUAGUUUCACUUCAAAACCUUGACCGAGUUUGAUCGUGAAAAUUUAUGCUUAGACUAAGUAUAAAUAAUCAGUUUGAUUUCUCUAUAAUUUUGAAAAAGAUAAAUGUGCAAUUAAUUAAUAUGUGUCGUCUAUUGAUUUUGGGAUUCGGCAGGGAACAUCAGCCUCAUUGUUUUAUUUAUUGCUUAGUUUUAAAAAUCAAACUUAAUAUUGCUUCAAUUUGUUCUUCUUUUAUUAUUUAAUCAUUUAUUUGUCUUUUUUAGAUUAUUUUUUUUUUUCAUAAUUUAUUUAAUAUUUUUAUUCAAAAAAGGGUCUCUUUAUAAUUGAUUGGAAGUCGAAAAAUUUAAGUUUAAAAUGUACAACAAGUUAAUAAUUCCUGGCAAGACAGCAGCAGAGUUGAAUACCAUGAAUGAGAAUGACAAAUAAUUUUAAAUAAGUAUAAAUUGUCACGAUUAUCCUGAUUUUUUGCAAUCUUGAAAAAUAAAAGCCUAAGACCUCAUAUGCCAAAUUUAAUUUAAAAUCAUGGUAAUAGCAAAUUCCAUGGACUCCGGCCCAUAUAAUUAUUGAAUUUCGAAAGAGAGUAGCCAUGUCCUAAUGAGAAUUGUGGGCGUUACAGUGUCCCCGGGCUCUAAAUGCCAAAGGUAAGCAGGAAAAGGCUUGGCUACAUGUAAUUUUAAAUAUUGAUGGCAUCAUAUUUUCAAUACAGCUGCUCAUAAAGACAUUGUUGACUUAAAAUCAAUGAAAAUUCUGUUUUACGGAAUUCUUUUUAGGUUAAACUUUUAGGCAAUGGAUUGAUUCAAUGUUAGUACACUACCGUUAUGUAUAUUGCAAAGUUACAGCUCCAAUUUGCGUUUCGUUUAAUAUUAUUAAUUCGUUAAUGAUUUAUACAGUCCUUUGUUGACUCAAAAUCAAUGAAAAUUAUGUUUUCUGGAAUUAUUUUAGGUUAUCUUUUUCAAUAAAUUUAAAAAAAUGGAAUGGGGUCUAUCGUUCUACUUUUCUGCACCGACUGGGCUAAUGAAGACAUACAUACGCCAUGUAGUGUGUUAUGAUGGACAUUUUGGCCCGGCAGCGGUGCUACGGCCUACUCGUUUGUUCUGGGUCUUUAUAUCGCAGACACCUGUACAGCUUGCGCUGUUGAAAAUGGCCGACAAGACGGUUGGUCGAUUGUAUUAUUCAAGGGAGACAAGUCUAAUUUCAACGCAAUAAUUUCUCUUGGUACAAGGAGCACAGGCCACCAAUAAAUUCUUACGUUUUACCCCCAUCUCCCGCCAUUUGGCAUGGGGAUUUGCCUUGACUGGUGUAGAAAUCGAAGAGAAGGUUCUGAAUUUACGUUUUCUGUCAGGUGUUGGAAAAUUACCAUGGUUUUGAGGCGGAAGGAUAACAAAGUUAAGAGGUGGUC